Molecule: messenger RNA, 1632 nt
Organism: Penicillium manginii
Lineage: Eukaryota; Fungi; Ascomycota; Eurotiomycetes; Eurotiales; Aspergillaceae
Product: sugar porter family MFS transporter
Exons: 8
Coding region: 1-1632 (543 amino acids)
Biological process (GO): transmembrane transport; carbohydrate transport
Cellular component (GO): membrane
Molecular function (GO): carbohydrate:proton symporter activity
Source: RefSeq, a predicted model, not a curated record
AUGUCGUGGAUUCUGAAGAAGAUCGUUCACAAUGAGGCGAUGAGAACCGAUCCCAAGGAGAUCUAUGGGUGGAGAGUGUACGCAUUGGCGUGUUCGGCAUGCUGUGGAGGAAUGCUUUUUGGAAUGGACUCGGGUAUCAUCGGUGGUGUCCUAACGAUGGAUCCAUUCAAAGCCACAUAUGGACUGGAAGGUCUGGGUCCAGUUGGUCAAGCAAAUCUGUCGGCCAACAUCGUCUCCACCCUCCAGGCUGGAUGUUUCUUCGGUGCCCUGGUAGCCUCCCCAUGCGCCGAUAAAUGGGGCAGAAAGAAAGCGCUCAUUGGAGCUGCCGUGGUUGGUAUCAUUGGUGUUAUUAUGCAGACCGCCGCGAGUGGUCAUCUCGAGGCCAUGUACAUUGGACGCCUGGUCACUGGAUUCGGAGUCGGAUCCGCAUCGAUGAUUAACCCGCUCUACGUCUCUGAGAACGCACCUCGAGCAAUCCGAGGUGGUCUAACCGGUCUAUACCAACUCUUCAUCACUAUGGGAAUCAUGCUCGCCUUCUGGAUCAACUACGGAGCCGUCCAGCACAUGACCGGAAGCACACAGUAUCUCGUCCCACUAGCCAUGCAAGGCCUCCCCGCUGUCCUCCUCUUCUUUGGAAUGCUUCUCUGCGAUGAGUCUCCCCGUUGGCUCGCCAAGCAAGAUAGAUGGGAAGAGGCCCGCGCAACCCUCUGCAAGGUCCGCAACCUGCCCGCAGAUCAUCCGUACCUGGAAGAAGAGUUCCAAGCCAUUGCUCUGCAGUUGGAGCAGGAGCGUGCUCUCAUUGCUGGCUCUGGAUUCUGGGACAUCAUGAAGGAGAUGUGGUUUAUUCCCGGGAAUCGGAAGCGCGCGAUUAUCUCCAUCGUUUUGAUGAUUUGCCAGCAGAUGACCGGUACUAAUGCGAUCAAUUACUAUAGCCCGCAAAUCUUCAAGAAUCUAGGAAUAGUCGGCACGGCAACCAACCUCUUCGCAACCGGUGUUUACGGCAUCGUGAAAAUGGUCAGCUGCGGCGUAUUCCUCAUCUUCGUCGCCGACUCCCUCGGUCGCCGCCGCUCACUCCUCUGGACAUCCAUCGCGCAAGGCCUAGCAAUGCUCUACAUCGGCUUGUACAUCCGCAUCGCCCCGCCCGUCGAAGGCGCCCCCGUAAUUCCGGCCGGCUACGUUGCGCUCGUGUGUAUAUUCCUUUUCGCUGCGUUUUUCCAAUUCGGCUGGGGUCCUGUUUGCUGGAUCUAUGUUUCUGAGAUCCCGACGGCGAGGUUGCGGUCGUUGAAUGUUGCGUUUGGGGCGGCGACGCAGUGGCUGUUUAACUUUGUUGUUGCGAGGGCUGUGCCUAAUAUGCUAGCUACGGUUGGUUCGAAUGGAUAUGGAACAUACAUUAUCUUCUCCUGCUUUUGCUUCUCGAUGUUCAUAUUUGUCUGGUUCUUCAUCCCGGAGACGAAGGGCUUGUCUCUCGAGAAAAUGGAUGAGCUUUUUGGCGUCACGCAGCUUGUCCAGCAGAAGACUGCUGAUCCUGAGCUCGCCGGAUACGGUGAUAGAACUGUGAGUAUUGAUCAAGGAGAUAAGGCUCUUGAGGCGAAUGACCAGCCGACCCAGGCUCAUCGUGAGCAUGCGAUGUAG